This is a messenger RNA of Aricia agestis (brown argus), 5844 nucleotides long. RefSeq names its product JNK-interacting protein 3 (gene syd). Gene Ontology annotation, biological process: vesicle-mediated transport. The transcript is spliced from 26 exons. Gene Ontology annotation, molecular function: MAP kinase scaffold activity; signaling receptor complex adaptor activity; JUN kinase binding. NCBI's taxonomy places the organism in Eukaryota, Metazoa, Arthropoda, Insecta, Lepidoptera, Lycaenidae. The record is from RefSeq and is a predicted model, not a curated record. Gene Ontology annotation, cellular component: cytoplasm. Bases 313 to 3885 code for a protein of 1190 amino acids.
CAACGUCAAUCGUUAAUCGAACUUUUUUUUCUCACAGUACAGUAAAAAUACGUCAAUCAAAGAAAUGGUGUGACAAAAAAAUUAUUGUUCUUUAUUAUCUUUCCCUCUACAUAUUUUAUUUUAUAUAGUGACCACGAAAUAGUUUCUUGGGAUCGUAAUGUCGAUUUAAUAAAUAUUUCGUAAAUGACAAUCGAUCGCGUCAUCGUGCAAUAUUGUACACAAAUUCACCUAAUCAUGUUUUCGCGUAAAAUUCAUUAGCAAAUCAAGCUCAAAGUAGACGUAAUUUCCUAGUUAUAUAUUCCCCUCCCAAUCAUGAAUUUCGACGAUAGCACCAGUAGCGGAUACGUUACGGCGGAGACGAUAUACGGCACGCACGAAGACAGUCAUGUAGUUAUGUCUGAGAAGGUGCAGUCGCUGGCGGGGAGUAUUUACCAGGAGUUCGAGCGUAUGAUAGCGCGAUACGACGAGGAUGUGGUGAAGACGUUGAUGCCGCUGCUGGUGAACGUGCUGGAAUGCUUGGACUCCGCGUAUCAGACCAACCAGGAGCAUGAGGUGGAGCUGGAGUUGCUGCGUGAGGAUAACGAGCAGCUCGUCACGCAGUACGAACGCGAGAAGGCUGCGAGGAAGCACUCGGAACAGAAGUUGCUUGAAGCGGAAGAUCAUUAUGAAGGGGACAGAAAAGACUUGACGGGGAGACUAGAAGCACUGGACAGCAUUGUUCGCAUGCUGGAGUUAAAACACAAGAACUCACUGGAUCAUGCAAGCAGACUGGAAGAGAGAGAAAAUGAACUUAAGAAGGAAUAUGCAAAACUCCACGAGCGGUACACGGAGCUGUUCAAAACGCAUAUGGAUUAUAUGGAGCGUACCAAACUUCUGCUCAGCACCGCGGGUGAUAGGAACGAAGUACGAGGAAGGCUUGGUCUGAAUCCUGUUGGCAGAUCUAGUGGUCCAAUAUCAUUUGGCUUUGCUUCACUGGAGGGUUCCAUGAAUGUGGUGGAGCAGACAGAGAGUAUCGCCGGCAGCCCCGUGAGCCUCUCGUCCUCGCCUCCAUCACCGAUAGGUACCGAACUGGCUGCUGUGAAGACAGUGGAGCGAGCUCAUCAAACAGAGCCCAUUACUCAACAAAGCCAAGCGACGUCUCCCGUGGCGCCGCCUAACUCGAACACUGGGAAGUCUCAGACGAAGAGCGAGAAACGAAGCGCCAACACCCUGUAUCAGGAGUUGGCUUUCAACGACAACGAGGGUAACAUUGGCGAGGGCGACGACGGUGGCGAUAUUACAGGUAGCUGGGUUCAUCCAGGAGAGUAUGCUUCAUCAGUUAACGAUAACUACUUUGGCAUGGGCAAAGAGGUGGAAAAUCUCAUAUUGGAAAACAACGAACUGCUGGCUACCAAGAACGCACUGAACGUGGUGAAAGACGACCUGAUAGUUAAGGUGGACGAACUGACUGGUGAGCAGGAGAUACUACGUGAGGAAGUAAGAAACCUCUGUGGAGCUAGGGAGAAGCUGAAAGACCGCGUUAGAGAGUUAGAAGAGGAGUUGCGACAUCUGAAGGAGACAGUAAGCACUAACGCCGGUGGUGGUGAGAAUGAAGAUGAAGCUGACGUGCCCAUGGCCCAGAGACGCCGGUUCACCAGGGUCGAGAUGGCACGGGUACUGAUGGAGAGGAACCAGUAUAAGGAGCGUUUCAUGGAGUUGCAAGACGCCGUGCGCUGGUCGGAGAUGGUGCGCGCGAGCCGGGUCGAGGGUAUGGACAAGAAGAAGGGCAUCUGGAAGUUUUUUAGCAACCUUUUUCAGUCGAGCGAGCGGCCCCAGCGCCCCCUCUCCACCCCUCACAUGAGGGCGGUGACGGCGCCGCAGACCUCCCUGCGACACUCCCGGACAUCAGACUUCCUGGAGACGCAGCUCACUGACCACCACCACCGACGGCAUGAGCGCAGCGAGCAGUUUCGACAGGUCCGAGCGCAUGUGAGGAAGGAGGACGGCCGGACUCAGGCGUACGGCUGGAGUCUGCCCGGCAAGAGCGGUCAGGGCCCGAAGGGCUCCAACCCCAUAUCACUUUCGUCCGGCGGCGUACCCGUACCCGUGCCUAUAUUCUGCAGGCCAAUAGCUGAGAACGAGCCGCAAAUGAAGUUGCUGUGUGCUGCGGGCGUCAACCUCAACGGCGGUCGCACGCCGGACGGCGGGUGUAUGAUCGGCGAGAGCGUCUUCUACGCUAAGGACGAGAAAACUGAUAAUACUAUGUGUCUGGCGUACGAGAUGAGCAAAGCGACGUUGGGCUCAGCUGAGAUCGACCAGAUCAACAGACAGCUGCAGUCCACGCAGGUCACUGAACACACAGAGAAGAACCUCUCCUCGCUAGUUUGGAUAUGCGCGAGUACGCAAAACAAGUGCAUCGUUAUGAUAAUAGACGCCAACAAUCCAGCGGAGGUGAUAGAGUCGUUUCCGGUUAGCGACAAACAGAUACUAUGUGUGGCCUCAGUGCCCGGUGCCAUCGACGAGGACUACCGCGAGUAUGAGGAGAGGAUGAGCACAGAGAAUGAUAGCAAGAGGCACUCUCAAUCACUCUUCUGCGUUGGUAAAGGGUCAUCCGGCGACAGUCAAAAUGGCUUGAUGAACGACGGAGCCGAAAACAGCGAUAAGGAGGUCAUUGUAGGCAGCACUAGAUUGGUAAAAGCUACACUACUGACGCCGCCAAGCACGCCCGUGAAAGAGCCGCCAGCGGGCGAAAACGACUCCACCGUGAAAGAGGAAGACAGCGAAAUACUCGGUGAAAGCCCACCUUUGAGCUCGACUCCUAUUAAAGAAUCUGAAAGGCGAGCAUCACCCGAGCCGGGCGUAGAUGCGUUUGCUCAAGAACAAUCCAACGCGGAGAGUCGCACCGAUGUCCAAGACCGAAAAAUGUCAACAGUCAUGGCUACCAUGUGGCUCGGUACUAAGAGCGGGAAUCUGUACAUACACUCAGCUAUGGGAAACUACAGCAAGUGUUUGGCUAGGGUAAAGCUAAACGACGCCAUCUUAGCUAUAGUGGCAUGCUCGUCGCGUUGUAUCGUGGCGCUGGCUGACGGCACGGUGGCCAUAUUCGCACGGCAAGCGGACGGGCAGUGGGACUUCACUCAGUACUGGAUACUGACUCUCGGAGAUCCGAAAAACUCGGUCCGCUGUCUCUGCGCUGUCGGCUACACAGUGUGGUGCGGCUACCGCAACAAGGUGCACGUGAUAGACCCGCGCUCGCGCCAACUGCUUCACACCAUGGAGGCGCACCCGCGACAGGAGAGCCAAGUGAGGCAGAUGGCGUGCGACGGAGAUGGAGUAUGGGUGUCGAUAAAAAUGGACUCCGCUUUGCGUCUAUACCACGCGCACACAUACAAGCACCUCAAAGACGUAGACAUCGAGCCGUACGUCAGCAAGAUGUUGGGAACAGGCAAGCUGGGGUUUUCCCUAGUUCGGAUCACGGGGCUUCUGAUUAGUUCAGGGAGAUUGUGGAUCGGAACUGGGAAUGGUGUGGUGAUAUCGGUGCCGUUGUCAGAGGGAGCUAAGGAGCCUCAGCCUCCAGGGAGGAGUGUACCGGGUCACGCAGCCCUAGUCCGCUCAGCGAGUCCCACCGGCGCCAUACCCUGGUGUUCCAUGGCGCACGCGCAGCUCAGCUUCCACGGCCACCGGGACGCCGUGACCUUCUUCGUUGCGGUGCCCGGCGCAUCCCGCGACAACGACCCCACACCCAUGCUUGUUAUAUCCGGCGGAGAAGGAUAUAUCGACUUCCGAAUAGCGGACUCCGAGAUGGAAGACUCGGUCGUGGUAGCCGAGGACGGCUCGAGUGGGCACAGCUCCAUGGCGGAUAGAGCCAGCAAGAGCCACCUGAUAGUGUGGCAGGUGGUCGCCUAACGGAGCGCCAGCCGCGCACGCCAGGAUUCCGAGUCGGACUACGUCUAUGUGUGCACCUCUACUAAGCCGCAGAACCCGCUCGACGUGUAAGUGUGAAUAGGACGACGCGACUGAGAAUGUAGCUGUUAUAUUGCCGUCUUGCUCGCACGGGCAAUGUGCGACGUCCGUGGUAUGACGUCACUUAUGUUGAUUGUCAAAGCUCAUAAUUUGUACGGGCAUUGGACUCCAGUGUUCUAAAUUUUGGAGUACAAUGCUUGGAGUUUCACGGGUAAUGCCCUAGUUCUUAAAACAUUCAGAUGGCAACCUUUCACCAUUAAUGCCAGUGCUACCAAAGCUAGUUGAUCUAAAUCUAUAACGUUUAAAGCGCAAUUCCAGUAAAUAUUUUUAAAAUGACUUCAUUGUCCAUGAGUUGCACCAAAUAGCUCAAUUCCCCUACUACUAUUGCAUUGCCCGUGUGUUUGGAGAUUUUCAUCAUCAUCUCACUGUCACUUCAUUCUAUCCGUCCCCAAAUUACCUAGCAUAUAGUAAGAGGCAAAAUAAACCCUUUCGGAAAAUCUUAAACUACAUUUUCGGUCGCCCAAAAGGGAUAUAAGUGGAGGUUGAAAUCAGUAUUGUAUGGGUGAAAGUUUGGUUGCGUUACGCAAAUUAGGUGUAGCUUUUGUAUUAUCAUAGUGCAGGCCCUUCUUAUUCCAUUUUACCUAUUCACACGUCCAUAUCACUGAUAUGGCUUAUAUCACACUUGUAGGGUGCGAUUGCUGACAGAGGGAAUAUUGUCUAUAUCUGUCUCUUUCUUCCAAUAGAAGAGUACACUGCUGUCUCCCUUAGAUAACAAUAUUAGACAAAGAUAGACAAUGUUGGUCAGUCAGCUAGGUGUAGUUCACACAUACGUCUCCGAUCGUAUAGCAGUGCACGGCUAAUGGACUAAACAUAUUAUGAAAUUAUUUAUACUUAUUAGUGUGCUUCUUCGUAAUACACGACGCUUUGUUUUAUAAAUAUUUUCUAUUACACAACACGCAGAAGUUAACUUGGCACCUUAUUCUAUAGAGUUUUCUUAGAUUGAGGUGCCUCCUUAACUUGUGCGUGCUAUCGCUCAUAAUCACCAUUUGUAUUUAUUCUUGAACGCGGUGUACAAAUUAUGUUAGUUUGUAAUGUUAAGCAUAAUCUCAUUUAGGUGUAAUGUACAAGGCGUAACCACCAAAUAUUUAAUAUAGUCGUAGUGUGUAGUGUUAGUCAGUUGGAGAUAGUUUUAACUGUACUCAGAUUUUUAAUGUCAGUGUAUAAAUGACAGACAAAAAAAAUUAUACGGAUAUUUUGAACUUACUAUCAAACAUAAAGAUACGCCUAUAUAAAGACGUUUGGCCAAAAAAUCAUCAUAUUAAAGUAAAAAAAAAUAAUUCCAUGUAUGGGUGACUCUCCACUCAAGGAAAACUCAUCCAUAAGAAGGUAGACAUUUUUUCGGGUAUGAAACUUACUUUUCUGCCCAAACAUAUUUAUUUCUACAAUAUAUUGUAUGUUCAAAAUAUCCGUAAUUAAUUUUUACACCAUUAUGUCUCUAUAACAAACAAAGAAAUGACAGUGAAGUAUAGUUCAAAAAUCACACUUUACUAAUAUUAAAAAUCGGAGUUUAAGUCAUCUCAUUGAUAAGGAAUCUUGUGACCGAAAGUUCACUGGCUGUGGUUGACUUCAUCACAAUAUCAUUAGUUUAAUUUUUUUUCUUUAGAAUUUUUAAUAUAUUUUUUUAACUUUGAUAAGUUAUCUAGUUUCUUUAGUACUUUGAUUAUGAAUUUGAAUAUUGAAAUUUUAAAAUAACUAGUAUUAUUAUUUUAUAUUAGGUUUUAAAUGGAAUUACGAUUAUGUAAUUAUUAUUAUACUCUAGGAGGCUAGAGUUUUUAUAUCAACAUACAUUAUGUAUUUCGAACAACCGAUGGUGCAAAUAUAGUGUGAGAUUUAGGUUGUAAC